AUGCAUCAAAACAUUGGAGGAGGAAAGGUUGCUGCACAGGCAAAGCUGCAUUCCCAGGAAGCAGAAGCUGGCUCCAUAAGGAAGCUGCGCUUCGUGGUGAAGGGCGUGGCUGCGACUGCUAAACGGCAGCAGCAGCGUUCCUUCCAGUCGGUGGGCUGUAGGUAUCACGGGCAGAACGGCUGCUCCCGGCGCACGGAAGGGACUACUGGCCUGACCGUGGGACUCGAGGCGAGGGUGAGGACGCCGAGGCGGGACAGUGAAGUGCCGAGGGGGAAAGUCCCUGCGCGAAACGAGCGCGCCCAGAAAAGGCGCCCCUCCUUCCGCUGCCGUGUCGUGGAGUGUGGGAGGAAGACUUCGCCACCAGGAAUUGUGGCUUCAUCGUCCUUCCCGCCAAGAAGGGAAGUCAUCGUUCCUGCCCCGAGACUGCCGCGGCGCCGCUGGGCGAGACCGCGCCUGCCGUGGCCUCUCUCGCUUCUGACUUGGCAGCCUACCUACAUAAUAAAAGAAAUUUCGAGCCAAAUAUUGGAAGAGAUGUCAGAAGAUUCAGAAAAGGAAGUCUAUUCAGAACAAUCAGUGAAGAUGAAUCAUAGCCAUGGCUCUGACAGUUCAGAAUCCAGUGGCUCUCAGACUGAUCUUCUCAAGUUAAGUUCUCAGGUACGACUGAAAAUUUCUGCCUAUGAUAUGGAUAUGCCAAAUAGGUACUCUUCUUAUUAUGACUAACAAUCAGGCAAAAAAAAAGUUUGCAGUUGUAUAAUUAUUGUAUAUCAUAAUUGUUAUUUUCCUACUAUGUACCAUAUACUUAAAUCAUAGAAUUUUCUAACCUUAGCGUUUUUUUAAUACUCUUGCUUAUUGAUGAGAACAGUUAAGAUCCAGAGAGAUUAAACUACGUUUCAAAAGCCACACCGCUUAUUAAUGAGAGUUGGUAGCAUAACAUACGUCACCUGACUGCUAGUCCUAUAUUCAUUCAUUCAUUCAUUUAUUUAACAACUACAUACUGAGCUCCAACUAUGUGCUUGGGAAUAGAGCAGUGAACAAAACAAGACAAAAAUCCCUCCCUCUGUAACUUAUAUUCUAGUUGGUAAGUAAAAUAUAUGAUGUGUUAGAUGAUCGGAAGUGCCCAAGGAGGAGAUAAGAGCAGGAGGAUUAGGGAGUUUAGGUGGUAUUAGUACCAAAUGUUUGUGUCCCCGCCCCAACCCUGACCUCCAAUGUGACGGUGUUAGGAGGUGACUAAGACAAGCUAAGACAGUACUCUAUUGGUACAUGUUAGAAAAUGCUGAUAUUCCAUGAAAGGACUUCUGCAGGUGAUUGUGGAGGGAGCUCAGAAAGAAAGGAAGAGAGCGGGAGAGUAAGUGUCCAUCUUUUUAGACAAUGCAUAAGUAAUCAUGUACAGAUAAGGUCUCAGAAACAAAGAACACGUUACUGGACAAUGGACAAAAUGAAGUCCUUGCUAUAAAAUGGUAAAGAACUUGGCUGAAUUGUGUUUGUGUUCUAGUGUUUUGUGCAAGGUAGAACUUGUGAGUGAUAAAAUUGUAUAUUUAGCUGAGGAGAUAUCUAAGCAAAGUGUUGAAGGAGUGGCUUGGUUCCUCCUGACUGCAUACAGUUAAAUGCAAGAAGAGAUAAAUGAACUGAAGAAGGAAUUGUUAAGCAAAAAGGACCCAGAACAUUGAAGUUUGGAAAAUUCUCAGCCCAUCCAUAAUCCAAAGAAUGAGAAUGUACAUUCAGAAUAGAACAGUGUGUGGAGGACCAACCAUUUGAUAAGGAGGUGAGAGUGGGUAUGAACCAUGGAACUAAUCAGCCACCCCAACAGGAAAACUGCCAGUUUGAACUGAAGGGGAGAGCCACAAUUUUUAAAUGUUACACUCCAUUUAUAGUUAUUAUAAAAUAUUGGCUAUAUUCCCCAUGUUGUACAGUUAUCCUUGUAGCUUAUUUUAUACAUAAUAGUUUGUACCUCUUAAUUCCCCACCCCUGCAUUGCCCCUCCCCCUUCCCACUGGUAACCACUAGUUUGUUCUCUGUAUCU
Molecule: messenger RNA, 2019 nt
Organism: Kogia breviceps (pygmy sperm whale)
Lineage: Eukaryota; Metazoa; Chordata; Mammalia; Artiodactyla; Physeteridae
Source: RefSeq, a predicted model, not a curated record